Molecule: messenger RNA, 1938 nt
Organism: Suillus subalutaceus
Lineage: Eukaryota; Fungi; Basidiomycota; Agaricomycetes; Boletales; Suillaceae
Exons: 14
Coding region: 52-1770 (572 amino acids)
Cellular component (GO): cytosol
Molecular function (GO): aminopeptidase activity; metallopeptidase activity; zinc ion binding
Source: RefSeq, a predicted model, not a curated record
CUUCAUUUCAUAUCGCCAAAGCUUCGGGCCAUUCACCAUUAGCACAUAAAAAUGCACGAAGCGGACCCGACAUCUCAAUCGAAUUAUCUGCAGAUCGCUACGAAGCAUAUCACCUUUGAUUGGACAGUUGAUUUCGACAACAAGGUCAUCACAGGCACCGCAACACAUGAAUUUAUUGCAAAAAUUGAUGAAGUGUCUGAGGUGAUCUUCGAUACUUCGUAUCUGCACAUCGAGAGAGUAAAAGUUGAUGGAGAUGCGGUCCAAGACUUCAGACUUGGUCCUAAGCAUGAGGUGAUGGGAUCUGCGUUGCAUGUUGAGAUCACGUACAGGACGACUGCGAAUGGCACAGCCUUGCAAUUCCUUGCAAAAGAACAGACCCAGGGUAAAACCUUCCCGUUCCUGUUCAGCCAGUGCCAACCUAUUCACGCGCGAGACCUCGCUCCUGUGCAAGAUACUCCGUCUGUGAAGCUAACGUACAGUGCCAGCGUCCGUUCCGUACUUCCAGUUCUUCUAUCUGCGAGACGAAUUUCUCCGCCCUCAGAUGGUCCAGCCCAUGAUGGCAAGAUCAUCGGCAAGGAUGAAGUUGUGUAUACAUACGACCAGCCUACCCCGAUUCCGUCAUACCUUCUCGCGAUCGCUGCUGGAAAUUUGCAGUACCGGCCGUUCCAGGUUCCUGACGGAAAACAAUGGAAGUCUGGGGUUUGGUCCGAGCCUGAGCUUAUGGACAGUUCAUUCUGGGAGUUCAGCCGAGAUACCGCCAGAUCUCUGACAGACGUGGUGAUCCAUGAACUUACGCAUUCAUGGUUUGGGAAUGGUGUUACGCAUGCUCACGCUUCUCACUUCUGGCUUAACGAAGGCUGGACAACUUAUGUCGAACGUGUGCUACUGCAGAUUAUACACUCACCCGCACACCGAGGCCUAUCCUCUGUGAUCGGAUACAAAGGACUGUUGGAUGCCCUCGCGUUCUUCGAAGACAAACCCAAAUACCAAAAACUGGUUAUCGACUUUGAUUAUGGAGAGGAUCCGGAUUCUGCGUUUAGUCGGGUGCCUUACGAUAAAGGUGCCAACUUCCUCUUGCAUAUUGAGCGUACACUCGGUGGCCUUGAAGUUUUCCUACCCUAUGUCAAGGACUACAUCGCUACUUAUAUGGGUCACAGUAUCACCACAGAGACCUGGAAGAAUCACCUCUAUGCCUACUUCCAGAAGAAUGGCAGUAAGGAACAAAUCAAAGCAUUGAACAGCAUUGAUUGGGAUAUGGAAUAUGAUUUGACUCUGGCGAAUCCUGCAAAUGCGCUUGCCGACCGGUGGUAUGAAUCACGACACACCACGGAUAUUUCGAAGCUAGAUUUCAAGGGUUCUGAUUUGGAUAACCUGGAUGCCAACCAAAGAGCCGUCUUCCUCGAACGAUUGGAGAGUUACAAUGAACCUCUUCCUGCGGGUCACCUUUUCCACUUCGACAAGUUAUACGCCUUCUCCAAGACUCUCAGCGCCGAAAUUCGAUUCAGGUUCUAUGCCUUGGUACUUAAGUCCCAGGCAGCAAUGCAUUUUGUUCAAGGAGCGGCAAAUUGGGUUAUCGGGGCAGAUGACACAGGCGUCAUCAAAGGCCGCAUGAAGUUUUGCAGACCUGUGUUUAGGGUGAUGUUCAAGGUCAAACCCGACCUCGCUAUAUCAACGUUCAGGCAGGCCCAGACGCAGUUUCAUCCCAUUGCGCAGAGUCUCAUUGCACAGGACCUUGGGCUGGACCUGGCUGGAUUGAGAGUUGGUGGAUAAAGGGCCCAAGGGGGAAGAAACGCGAAGAGAAACGGAAAGCAUACCUGGACGAUACCAUCCUUGAAUUGAGUCAUUCUCCCAAAGUCACGUCACUGUAUGAUAGCUUUAUGAAAAACAAAACAGACUGGUAUUAGGCAAAUCGGACUUCUGGUGAUACAAUGAAUGGUG